AUGAAAUUAAAAAAUCAAAAAUCCAGCGGAUCUUCUGAUUUCCAUGAUUCAAACGAAUCAAAUGAUUCUUCUGAUUGUUAUGAUUCAGAUGAGUCAAGUAAAGCAUCUGGUUUUUAUGAUUCAAACGGAUCAAUUAAAGCUUCUGAUUUUCAUAAUUCGGAUGAAUCAAAUGAAACUUUCGAUUUUCGUGAUUCAGAUGAAUCGAAUGAAAUUUUUGUUCAUGAUCAAGAUGAAUCGAACGACUCUUAUGGUUUUCAUGACUCGGUAGGAACUGACAUUUCAGGAGAGGAUGAAGAAUCAAAUGAAGCUUUCACUUAUCCGGGACCCGCAAAGAGAAAUAAGAACCCGAAACAAAAAGAGCACAUUGGCACUAUUGAUAUUUGGAAUGCAAGAAAAGAUGACGAGAGACAAUUUAAAGAAAAAAAUUAUUGGGAAUUGCCAUUGUUGGGAUCUAGUCCUAUUAAAGAGGCACAUGUUCAAGUUUACGAAUCUUCCACGUCGUCGACUGAUGCUAAUACUGAAGAAUCAUACUUUAAUUUUAAAUCCGAUUUUAACUGGAGCAAAAAUAAAAUUGCAAAGAAAGUUGAGAAAAUUGCAUCUGACAGUUCAGAUGAUUCAGAUAAUCUCUCAACUGAGGAUGAAGAAGAAACCGUUGUAAUGUCAAGUGACGGCUGGUCAAUGAGUCAGACAUCAAUUGAGACACAUCAUAUGGAGUUUAAACAACAAUGUCCGGUAAAAGGUAAAUUGAAUCAAGAAUCAAGUUUAUCAGAACUGUCUCGAUACAAACCACGAAUUGACCAAGAUGAUGAUCCACAACCAUAUUCAGGGAUUUUUAAAAGUUUAAACUUAUCAACACCUACAUACGAACCUGCGGAUGAUUCUUUAUUUGAUCAGACGCAAUUCUCGGUUGCUGAUUUAGAUAUGUGCUCUCGACCAACAACUCCCACCUCUGAAGUUAACAUGUCUCUUGAAGAAUGCAUCGCAUAUUCACGUGAAUUAACUCCAUUUGUAAAUGAUAACGCAUACAACAAAAUUGAUCAAUCUUCUGAAAUAGACUUUGAUGAAGAUGAUUUACAAGAGAAGACUAAAGAUGAGAGCUUGACCGAUUAUUUACAAGAUUUUAGUGGUAACUAUAAUGGAUGGUAUACACCCAUAUGGGAGGUAGAGGAUCCGAUUGCGGACUUGUUUCGACCUUUAUUAGAUGAACCAUGUGUCACUUAG
Messenger RNA from Racocetra fulgida, 1221 nucleotides. Lineage: Eukaryota; Fungi; Glomeromycota; Glomeromycetes; Diversisporales; Gigasporaceae. The record is from the annotation of a GenBank genome assembly.